Sceloporus undulatus (fence lizard) is the source of this 5958-nucleotide messenger RNA. It is a transcript of the gene RADIL, whose product is annotated as Rap associating with DIL domain. Gene Ontology annotation, molecular function: GTPase binding. The record is from RefSeq and is a predicted model, not a curated record. Bases 141 to 3581 code for a protein of 1146 amino acids. The transcript is spliced from 15 exons. Gene Ontology annotation, cellular component: microtubule. Gene Ontology annotation, biological process: substrate adhesion-dependent cell spreading; signal transduction; neural crest cell migration. Lineage: Eukaryota; Metazoa; Chordata; Lepidosauria; Squamata; Phrynosomatidae.
AGAAGGAGCCUCUCUCUUUCUGCCCAGCGCAGCAGCAGCAGACUGGGCUUCUUCUUGCCCCGGAGCUGCCUGGCUGCCAAAGGCAAAGGGAGGAUCAUGCCCCCGGUGGAUCGGGCCCCACCAAGGCCAAGCCAUAACCCAUGACAACCUCCAGCGCAAUGUUCUACAGGUCGCCUUCCUCGGCCAUGUCUCCACCAUCGAAAAACAAGUUCAAGCGGCAAAGCCGGAUCUUUUCCCAGGUCUUGUAUCGGACGCUGAGCUACAAGGACCGCAGCUCGGUAGCUUCCUACCCGCCAGAGAACAAGGAUGACCCCUCGGAGCUUUCCACUCAGAUUUCGGUGCCAGGGGUGCUGAAGGUGUUCGGAUGCCACAUCUGUGUGGGCACCCAUUACAAAAGUGUGCUGGCGACCACCAGUUCCAGCGCCCAGGAGCUAGUGAAAGAAGCCCUUGAGCGGUAUGGACUGGACAAAGUGGAUGCUGGGCAUUACGUCCUUUGUGAUGUUAUUGGGAAAUUUUCGGGUGUGGAGAGGCAAUGGCAGAUGGAAGGGCUGAGGGUCCUCCGGGACAAUGAGAAACCCCUUCUGAUCCAGGAUCUUUGGAAGCCUCGGGAAGGAUUCUCAAGGAGGUUUGAACUCCGGAAGCGAUCCGAAGUGGAAGAGUUGGCCGCCAAAGACAAAGACACCAUCACUGCAGGUAUAAAUGCCCAGGCCCGGAAACUCCAGCGGAAUCGCGCCAAAGGCAACAUGACGCUGUUGACGGGAUGCAAGAACCACACCACGCCACCCAGCCUCCGGCGCACAGUCAGUGAGACCAGCCUCAGCCAGUCUGGUGCACAGGACAAUGGAGAGGAAGAGGAGCAGUUCAAGCGGCACUAUUCCACUUUGCCCGAGACGCUGUGGUGUCUGGAGAGCAGCCGAGAUGGGCGGCCGGUUCCCGGAGAGGAUCAGAAUUGCAACAGCAUGCGCUACUCCCUUUAUCAGUCCCCACAUCUCCUGCUUUUGCAGGGUUACAGCCAGCAACAUGACAGUUUGGUUUACAUGCUAAACCGAGACCAGCACACCGUCGGCCAAAGAACUCAAGCCAGCAAACCAAGUAUUAGCCUUUCCGCCCCGGACAUCCUUCCCCUCCAUUGCACCAUCCGGCGGAUUAAGGCUUCCAGCCGUUCCCGACAUCGCUCCGAAGAGAAGCUCGUCUUGGAGCCCAUCCCGGGUGCCACUAUCUCCAUCAACUUCUCCGAGGUGGGGAGGACGGUCACACUCCACCACGGAGACCUCAUCUCCCUUGGCCUUUACUACUUGCUCCUCUACAAGGACCCCCUGAAAACCCAGCCUCUGCCAGCUCAGACCCUCAUGCGCCUCCGAGCCGUCCGCCGGGCCUCCGAACCAGAGCUUUCCUCCGGGUGCAAAAUGUGUGGAAACCCCUUCAAAGAUAAGGCUGGCUCUUCGUCCAAAAAGCAAGGGGGCCACCAUGCCCAGGUCCCAUCGGGUCGGAGAGGUGGCCGGAGGAAGCUCCAACUGGACUUCGACAAAGCCAGUGAAGAUUUACUCCUCAGGAGGAUUGUCACACUCAUUGAACCCACUGGAGAUGACCACAAGCUGACGCCGGCCUUCCUCCUCUGUCUUUGCAUUCAGCACUCUGCCAACAACUUCAAGCCCGGCGAGUUUGGACAACUGCUUCUCAAGACGGCCAAGAUGAUCCAAAGGACUGUGUGGGAGAAAACCAAUGAGCUUGCCGAGAAGCAGUCCCAACACCAGGAUCCAGCAUCGCUCUCCCGCUUCACUAUCACAGACCUGCUCCCCGAUCUCCAGCACAUCCUCUUCUGGAUGUCCAACUCCAUCGAAAUCCUUUACUUUGUCCAGCAGAAAUCCCCAGUUUAUAUCCAAAAUAUGGAAGAAGAGCUGGAUAUCAAAGGUUCCAAGGAGUCCCUCUUUUCCCUGACUAUCACUGCCAGUGAGGAAGCCAUGACGGUUUUGGAGGAAGUCAUCAUGUACACUUUUCAGCAGUGUGUCUAUUAUAUAUCCAAGUCUCUGUAUGUCUCUUUGCCUCCUCUGUUGGAGUGCAACCCGUUCCAAAGCGAAGGGCGAGAUGGCUGGCUCUCGUCUCCUCCGUUGCCCGAGGAAAUCCGUAAAGUGGUGCUCAUCUACCAGGCCAUCUUGGACCUCCUCCACCAGUACGAGGUUCAUGUGGAAAUUGCCUCCCAGAUGUUCGCCUAUCUGUUCUUCUUCUCCAACACCUUGCUCUUCAACCAACUCAUGGAGAGAGGUUCCUCUCUGGGGUGCUUCCACUGGUCCAAAGGAGUCCGGGUGAGGGCCACCCUGCGGCUUCUCCUGGAAUGGAUCCAGAGUGUGGGUUUUAAGCAACUAGCAGACCAGUUCUUUGGCAAGCUGUCCAGCGUGGCAAGCCUGUUGGCCAUGCCAAAUUCCCAGCUGGUGCAGAUGACUUGGUCCAUGUUGAGAACAGAAUUCCCAGCUCUGAACCCUGCGCAACUGAAUCAUAUCCUGACCCAAUAUCAGGCUUCAUCCGAUGUGGGGUGCGUACCUGUCUGGCAACCUAGCAAGGACGAUAGCGUUUCUGCGUUCAGGACAGAUGACAUCCUGGAGUCAUUCGACAACCACCCUCCUAUUAUGCUGCCCAGCGGAGGAUUCAAAGUGGACCUAGAGGUGGACAACCUGGAUGACAAUAUUUACCGGCACCUCCUCUACAUCCGUCAUUUCCUUUGGAGCCUGCACAGCAAAAGUCCCCAUCCCAUGGACUCUCCAGAAGCAGAGACCCCAAAGACUGAAGCAAUCAGCUGCCAAACCAGCCCACAAGUGGACUCGGAAACGACAACUACCGGGCUGUCCAUGGUCACAAGCUCCUUUGGCCGGGUGAACCGCAGGCGGCCUAUUAGCUACGCAGAGCCGAGGAUGGAAGGUGUCCAGAAUGUCAAUGGAUCCACCCGGGAAUAUGAUGCCUCCGAGAUGCAAUUUCCGGAGGCCUUACAGCAGCUCCACUUGGAGGGGCCACAGGGCAAGAGCAACGCUAAGGUUGUCACGGGAUCACCAGACCCCUCAUGCUUGCUAACCCCACCGAACACACCUCUGACGUUUGACUCCACAAGUCCUGAACUGACCCCAGAGACCAACCUGGGAAAAAGCGUGAUGGAUCCUCGGAGGAACGGAUUCAGUGGUGGCAAGACUACAACCCCUGAAGGCUCUUCGCCAACACCCUACGACUUCCCGACUCCUGCUUCUUCAAGUCGCAGCUCAGCCACAGAUGAUUUCUGCUACGUCUUUGUGGUGGAACUGGAAAAGGGACCCAUCGGCUUGGGAAUGGGACUGAUAGAUGGUCUGCACACACCCCUGAAUUCUCCUGGGAUCUACAUUAGGACUUUGAUCCAGGACAGCCCUGCAGCAGAAGACGGCAGACUCUCCAUUGGGGACCGUAUCCUUGCUGUCAAUGGCACAAGUCUCGUCGGUUCGGACUACCAGAGUGCUGUAGACCUUAUCCGUUCAGGGGGAAAGAAACUGCGGUUUCUGGUGGCCAAGUCUGACCUAGAGAUAGCCAAGAAGAUCAGCUUCGGUUCUUCUCCGACUCCAUAAAAACCAUCCACUCGAGAGUUCUUCCAUACUCACCUGCCAUGGAAACUGCAUCAUGGACAAUGAAGCCAGUGAGUGACGCAGAUGGAUGGCAGGCUAGGAACAUCUGGAACCUGGUCAGUUUGGAGGGCAGAUAGUUGUUUCUUGCGGUGAGAAGAUUCCACCGUGAUCCAAACAAAACAGUAUUUAGGAAGAGAGGUUGCAAACAUUCUCUUCCAGCAGCUAUUCAUGACCGCACAAACUCUGAACAAGCCAACUUCCAUCUCCCCAGGUAUAAGCCAUCUGUGUUAUACAGAGCCUUUUAAGUCUGGGUGCUGUUUAUCCAAAUCUAACUUGAUUCCUUGCUGGUUCUUCCAAACUAUGGCCUGUUCCUAUUUUUCUUUCCUUGCUAUGCUCAAAACUGCCCUCAAGUUGUUGAACGCUGUGGAAGCCAACACUCUUGCUGUUCAAACAGCUAGACUACAGAGGGGUGUUCCAGGUCAGUAGACAGCUGUCACUCCCCAUUGAGAGCUGGAGUAUUUAAUUUCUUUUGGGUUCUUGCAUUUUUCUCUGAUCUCCACUGAGGUCCUCUUUGGUCAUAGUGGGCUCUGUGAGGGUGCAAAAGUUAAAGCAGGCUCAGGGAAUUGCUAUUCUGUCUGCUCUCUGUAGCAGGUCAGAAGUGCAUCCAGGUAACCGAAGGUAGAAGCUUCAUGAAAGAAGACCCCCAUUUCAUUUUAAAAUUAUGAAUGACUACACUGAUACAGCGGGAUACUAAAAAGUGUCUGUUUGCAAAUCAAUCUUUGAAAUGCUGCCAAUGCACAUAAAAAGAGGGCAUGUAACGGAGAGCUUCUGUGCUUUUCUGUGGACAUGGUAAUAGGCGAAAGCGACUGGGUGCAGCUUUUGUCAGCCCCUUUAGAGCAAGGCUUCUUAACCCGAGAGAGUUCCAAGUGUGCCACUGCCAAAGUGGCCCAUGGCUCCCCAAAAGGAUUAAGAACUCUUGCUUUAGGAAUCUAUAAAACAGGGGUCAGAAUAGAGGAGAGCUGGGUUCAAAGUCACAGCCAUCUGGAAAGCCUUUUCAACCCAUGUUCCUCCUUUCUAGCUCACCUCACCGGGUUAUUGUUCUCAAGAUGGUGAGAGAGAGAUGUGGGAAGCUUGCACCAGCUGAUUUUUUAAUGUUGCACAUCUCUUUAAAAAAAGGAAUAGUACCCUUGCUAUAUAUCUUUUUAAAAACAGACAGCAGCUAUGCAUGCUGGAUGAUCAGCAGUUAUCUUGUGACAAGGCCUGGGCUCUGUGGAUUUCACCAGAGGCUUAUCACAAGGCAAACCCCAUCCGCUGAGAGCCCUGCCGAGGUGCCUAUUACUGGGUCAGUGGCAGGUGAUGACAUCAAACUAUGCCCAGCUUCAGAAACCAAACAUUCUCCCUCUCCUGGAACAUCAGAUGGUUUGAAUUGCUGAGGUCUGGGAGCCAAAAGAAUGGCUCAGUUCUUCCAACUGUCUGCUGCCAACAGCAACAGUCUUUUGAGCAGAGCAUUAGCUUAAGAGAGGCAACAGUGCCGCUGUGUGGCUUUUGGCUCUCCCUGCACCCACAGAUCUCCCAGAAUUUCUUCACAUGAUGAGUGGGAGAUGCAUCCCAGAAAAUGCAUCAGAGAUGCUUGUUAAUGGCUCUGAAGGUAACAAACCUCCACCUUAGCAACUGAUGUUCGGUUGUGCUCUGCCUCUGAACAUUGAGACCUUAUUUGUCUUAGCAGAUAGUAGUUUCUGGCAGAUCCAUCUUCCAUAAAUCACCUAAUUGAGAGAUGGGGAAAAUAGUCCUCCAGGUUUUGCUGUACUAUCACUCCCAUCUUCCUUAGUUCAAGCUGGCAUAAUGUCUUCAUGAAAACAAACAUUAUCCAUGUCUCAUGGCAGCUCUAUGAAGGACCCCAAGAGUCUGUAUUGUAUAUACCUUAUCUCGAGGCUUGAAUUGAUGAAUUUUAGGAACCAAGUCUUUCCCAGGGUCCCUUUCAUGCAAAGAGGAAUUAAUAAUUUGUAAAAACCCUGUUCCAAUGACUUGCCCUUGAAUGGGAGAGGCUACCUUUUUCUAAGCAAACACUAUUCAACUGGGAUUUAUCAAAAACUAACACCGACUAGAAUUUUCCAACUCCCUUUCCCACAGAAAUGUGCAUUCUUUGGCUUGGGUUACUGAAGGACGCUUGUUUGCUCUCAGGAGCGGAGAGGAACAAUGGCCUCCCAGUUGCUUGGUUUGUUAAUAUUGUGCAUCUUUUUAAAAAUGUAUAUAGCUAUAAUAUUGCAGAUGAUGUUAUAAACAGCAAGGCCAUCAGUAUGGGGCAUGUGGAUUCAGAAUACUAUCCUCUGUGUUAAAGAACAAACUGGAUACAAUAAAAUUAGCAAUUGUUGUAACAACA